This is a messenger RNA of Dryobates pubescens (Downy woodpecker), 723 nucleotides long. RefSeq names its product gem nuclear organelle associated protein 6 (gene GEMIN6). Gene Ontology annotation, cellular component: SMN complex; nucleus. Bases 82 to 585 code for a protein of 167 amino acids. Lineage: Eukaryota; Metazoa; Chordata; Aves; Piciformes; Picidae. The transcript has 3 exons. The record is from RefSeq and is a predicted model, not a curated record. Gene Ontology annotation, biological process: spliceosomal complex assembly; spliceosomal snRNP assembly.
ACACACGGCUUAGACCGCAGAAUCCAGCGCGCUGGGGUCGGAAGGGACCUCUGCAGAUCGUCACCUUCUAUAGCAGGAAAGAUGAAUGACUGGCAGAAGAAAAGCCCUCUGGACUGGGAAACAUACCUGAACAAAAUGGUGAAAGUUGCUGCAGUUGAGAAGCUUGAAUAUGAAGGAUGGGUGGUAACAGUGGAUCCAGUUUCUGCCAGUGUUAUGCUUGCAACGUUCCUGGAGGAUGACAGAGUGUCCAUAUCCGUUGUGCUGGGCCACGCCGUGCAGGAGGUUGAGGUACUGCAAGAGGGGGACGAGGAAAUGAGGCAGCGGCUCUCCAGCAUCUUCGCUCCCGAAGGGAGCAAAGCCUACAGCCCAGAGGAGCUCGAGAAGAGGAAGAGCAGCUUGAAGACUUGGUUAGAGACAAACCACAUCCCUGUGACAGAGCAAAGCGAGUCAGGAGGCACUCUCUGCGUGGCAGGGGUGCUGACGAUCGAGCCACCCUACGGGCCCGAGGAGUGCAGCAGCUCCAACGAGAUCAUCCUGUCCCGAGUUCAAGGCUUGAUACAGGGCUACCUGGAAAAACAACAGUGAUGUCCUCUCUUGCAAGCAGUAGGAAUGGGACUCCCCACCCUGGUUUAGGCACUGUGUGCAAACAUGCUGGGGAUUUGGGGACAUUUUUGUAGGAGCAAAGAAUGGGAUAAACGAAGUGGACAAAGCCUUUUCCCUGCC